Molecule: messenger RNA, 360 nt
Organism: Solanum verrucosum
Lineage: Eukaryota; Viridiplantae; Streptophyta; Magnoliopsida; Solanales; Solanaceae
Product: beta-fructofuranosidase, insoluble isoenzyme 2-like
Exons: 3
Coding region: 67-360 (97 amino acids)
Source: RefSeq, a predicted model, not a curated record
AACUUGGAAGAGUAUACACCUGUAUUCUUUUGAGUGUUUAAAAAUCAAGACAAAUAUAAGGUUCUCAUGUGCUCUGAUGCCUCAAGGUCAAGCGUUAGGAAUCACAAAAAGAUGUUCAAACCCUCAUUUGCUGGGUAUGUCGAUGUUGAUCUAACAGACAAAAAGUUGUCACUAAGGAGCUUGAUUGAUCACUCUGUGGUCGCAAGUUUUGGUGCUGGUGAAAAGACAUGUAUUACAUCACGAGUUUAUCCAGCUUUAUCCAUCUAUGGUGACACACAUUUGUUUGCUUUCAAUAAUGGUACUGAGACGGUCAAAAUUGAUACUCUUGAUGCCUGGAGCAUGGAUAAAGCCGACAUGUAA